Molecule: messenger RNA, 1077 nt
Organism: Aspergillus mulundensis
Lineage: Eukaryota; Fungi; Ascomycota; Eurotiomycetes; Eurotiales; Aspergillaceae
Exons: 2
Coding region: 1-1077 (358 amino acids)
Source: RefSeq, a predicted model, not a curated record
AUGACCCUCCGCUCGUUUCUCAUCGGAAGCGCCCUUGCGCUCACCAGCGCCAGCGCCUUGCUUGUCGUCCCCGAAGUUGACGCUGAUGCUUUUUCCAUCGACGACAUCGCCCGUCUUCAACCACUUGAGGCCCAGGCGGCUCAGCAGCAGCAGGUCGACCUUCUCUGCACCGGAUGUCCCUUCGCCGAGCAGAGUGGCGAUGAAACCUCGCUGUCGCUAGAAUUCACUAUCGAUGACGGUGUGCUCCUCGCCAACGACCAUCAAAUCUUCCCUCCGGGCCCUCCGUCGCAGAUCUCCGCUGUCCAGCGCCGCGUCCAAGAUGGCGAAGAAUCCGAGCCCGUCCCCUUGGGCUACGCCGUCGAAAUGAUGCCCAUUCCCUCUCCUCCCGACGAGCCCUUCGACAUGGUCGAAGUCCGAUUCACCGUCCUCGAUCUUGACGGCUACCCCGUUCCCCUAGACACCGUCGCCGUCACUCUGGUUCACAACAGCGAAGGCGAUCUCUACAUGGUCGGAACAAGCAUCGAGGAAACCGCGGACCGUGAAUCAUGGAGGCAGUGUGGUGGAAACGCUCGGUGCUUGCGCCGCUUCUUGGUCCACCGUAUCCGCACCAUGUUCGCCGCGGCCAAGGAGCGCCUCAUUGGAAUGUUCAAGGGACAAGGUUGCGCUGACGCUGCUGCACCACCUCCUCCUUUCCCUUCCCACGGCGACUUCGACCGUCACGUCUCCGAAGGCGAGCCCCACCGUCAUCACGGCCACCACGGCCCUCACCCUCCUCCUCACUUCCACGACAAGUUCCACAAGACCUGGGAGCGCACCCUUCACCGCGUUGUGCGCUUCAUUGUUGUCCCGGCUAUUCUCGGGGUUUUGGCUGGUCUCGCUGCCAGCGCUGUGGGUAUGCUUAUCGGUCAGCUCGCUGUCUUCUUGUGGCAGCGUCAUCGCCGUUCUUCCCGCAAGGAGAACAACGAAGAAGGCUCGGUUUCUGAGAAGCAAGGUCUGAUGACCGAGUCUUCCGAUGAACUUCCCCCGGCAUACACCGAUGAGGAGGCUGCCGCGGAGCAGGUUGCUGACAAGGCUUGA